Molecule: messenger RNA, 2009 nt
Organism: Juglans microcarpa x Juglans regia
Lineage: Eukaryota; Viridiplantae; Streptophyta; Magnoliopsida; Fagales; Juglandaceae
Product: D-xylose-proton symporter-like 2
Exons: 15
Coding region: 265-1770 (501 amino acids)
Biological process (GO): transmembrane transport
Cellular component (GO): membrane
Molecular function (GO): fructose transmembrane transporter activity
Source: RefSeq, a predicted model, not a curated record
AUUCAUGUCAUGUGCCACCACACAACCAAAUUUCCUGGGACUCCAAUUCUCCAUCCGUUCUAACCCCCAUUCUCGUCUCUCCGAUCGACUCUGUCCUCGCCUUCUGGCUUCUUCUGCAUUUUCCUCUCUCGGUCUCCCACCUACCGGACCCAAAAACAUCUGUCUCUUUCAAAUAAGCUCCCUUCAUCUAACCCCACGCAAAAAAAAGACCUCACUUUGCCUUCAGGCCUUCCUUCCCAUUCAUCUGUAAAACAUCGGAAUUCCAUGGAGUCUGAUCCUGAGCGGCUCACGCUUUCGUCUCUCGGAAAGGUAGGAAAGUCCUCGGGUGAGAUUGGCGGUGCUGAGGAGCCUCUUCUUAAUGGCGUUCACAGUUCUGAACACUAUUCUGUUCUUGCCUCAAUUCUCCCUUUUCUCUUCCCUGCUCUCGGAGGACUACUAUAUGGCUAUGACAUUGGUGCUACAUCUUGUGCUACAAUUUCUGUAGAGUCAGCCACAUUGAGUGGAGUAUCGUGGUACAACUUAUCUUCUGUGGAGAUUGGUCUCGUAACUAGUGGCUCGUUAUAUGGUGCCUUGAUUGGCUCUAUCUUGGCCUUUAAUGUUGCUGACUUCCUAGGAAGAAGAAGGGAGUUGAUUGCAGCUUCUAUAUUGUACUUUGUGGGAGCUCUUGUAACAGCAUUAGCACCUGACUUGGCUGUUAUGGUCAUUGGACGCUUUGUGUUUGGCAUAGGAAUUGGACUGGCAAUGCAUGCAGCUCCUAUGUACAUUGCUGAGACAGCUCCUAGUAAGAUACGCGGUCGUCUAAUCUCUUUGAAAGAGUUCUUCAUAGUUCUUGGGAUGGUUGCAGGUUAUGGAAUUGGUAGCCUUUUAGUUGACAUUGUUGCUGGUUGGCGCUACAUGUAUGGAGCUAGUUCCCCCUUAGCAGUGAUCAUGGGAAUUGGAAUGUGGUGGCUACCAGCAUCACCUAGAUGGCUACUUUUACAUGCUAUACAGGGAAAGGGCAACAUGCAGGAAUUAAGAAAUCAUGCAAUAAAUUGCUUGUGCCGGCUUAGGGGUCCAGCUAUUGGUGACUCAGCUCCUGAAGAAGUGGAUGAGAUACUGACUGAGCUUUCAUAUUUUGGUGAUAACAAAGAAUUGUCUCUCAGGGAAAUGUUCCAGGGAAAAUGCUUGAAAGCCCUUACAAUUGGUGCUGGAUUAGUCUUGUUUCAACAGAUCACUGGGCAACCGAGUGUACUGUACUAUGCUGCAUCAAUCCUUCAGAGUGCAGGAUUCUCUGCAGCAUCUGAUGCGACACGCGUCUCAAUCUUACUUGGGUUAUUGAAGUUGAUCAUGACUGGAGCAGCCGUUCUUGUAGUUGAUAGACUUGGGAGGAGACCUUUAUUACUUGGAGGUGUAUCUGGGAUGGUUAUCUCUUUAUUCCUUCUGGGGUCCUAUUACCUUUUCUUGGAUGAUGUACCUGUUGUGGCGGUAGUUGCUCUGCUACUCUAUGUUGGGUGUUACCAGAUAUCCUUUGGUCCUAUUGGUUGGCUAAUGAUUUCAGAGAUCUUCCCAUUACGCCUUAGAGGGCGAGGACUCAGCAUUGCAGUGCUUGUGAAUUUUGGUGCAAAUGCUCUGGUGACAUUUGCGUUCUCUCCUUUGAAGGCGUGGCUGGGAGCUGGAAUAUUAUUUUAUGCAUUUGGGGCAAUUGCUGUGUUAUCUCUUAUCUUCAUAUUUUUUGUGGUACCAGAGACAAAGGGGCUUACUCUCGAGGAAAUCGAAGCGAAAUGCCUUUAGGAUUUUUUGCUUCCAUUUCCUCAUAUUGAGGUUUUAAUUUAAACCCCGGAUUAAGAAAUCCCUCCACAAUUUCAGAUAUGCAGGGAGAAACCAUAUGCUGUAUGUAAUCAAGUCGUCGUCUGUAACCAAACAAUAGUCACAAGUUGAAACAGAUGUUUUUAUUCUGUUCCUAUCAGAGCGUAGGAACAGAAUUUACAUGUCAAUUUUAUUCCCUAAGAUAUGCGUUAACAAUUCUCUUU